GGUCAUUUUAAAUUAGAAAAAUAACACUUUUUGACCCCAAAAAAUAAGAAAAUGCCUUUCACUGUUCGUCCCUCAGAGUCUCAGAGAGGAAUAGAGAUAUUUUCAGGUAAACCAAAAUUCUCGAGAAACAAACAGAAAUCUCCAAAAUUACAGAAAGAAAACAGUUUUCAUUGUUUUCUCCAUGUUUUUCUCUUACAUUAACCAUUCUUCAUCAAUCAUUAUCCUUCUUGUUUCUUUCUUUUUCACCUUAAUUCUCAUAUCUUCACAAAUCCGUCAACCCCUUUUCUCUCGCUUUUUCUUCCCUAACAAAACAAAAAUUAACACCAACCCAGAUAAUUCUCAACACACACACACAAAAAAAAAAAUCUUUAAAAUAGGAAAAAAAGGAACUUUUCAAAAAUUACCCACCAAAAUCAACCUUCCAACUUUGCAUUUUACGUUUAGAAAACCAUGAUUUCCCAUUAUCUUUCAAACCCAAAAAAACAAACAGUUUUUCCCCCUUUUUCUCGUAAUUUCCGAUGAUGUUUUGCCGUCGCGGCGGUAGUUGCUAACGUGCGCCGAUUAGAUAACGUCGUGUGGGGUCAGAUUCAAAACGGAAUUUUUUUUACGGGGUGUGACAUUAUUUUUUGUCGAGAAAUUAUCUGAGCCGUACACGUGGAGGUUGUGGAUUUUGAGCGGUUAGGAUGGAGGAGGAAACAAUGGGGGUGGGGCCCAAGUGGGGUACGUGGGAAGAGCUUAUACUUGGUAGCGCUGUUCGUCGGUAUGGGAUUAGAGAUUGGAACGUCGUCGCUUCGGAGCUACGUGCAAGGACUAUAAAUCCUUACUGCUUUACCCCUGAGGCCUGCAAAACCAGGUAUGAGGAGUUACGUAAGCGCUACUCUGGAUGCACUGCUUGGUUUGAAGAGUUACGAAAGCGACGAGUUGAAGAACUGAAGCGGGAAUUGGUGAGAUCUGAGAGCUCCAUUGGGUCUCUUGAGUCAAAGAUUAAAAGCCUAAAGGCCGAGAGAGAACGGUCUGGUCAGAUAGACUACGGUUUGAGUCACACUGAAUCUCCUACUCCUCUGACAAAAUCAGAAGAUAUUGAGUCUUCUGUGAAAGAAGAAGCAAAGGAUGGAUUGUCUGCUGGCAGUUUCACACUAGAUAUUAGAACAAACCAGUCCCCUGAGUCUCAGGUUCCCGCCAUACCCUCAGCUACAGAGACGGUUGUCAAGCUAGAACGUUCCGAAUCUUGGGAACGGGACAAAGUUCCAAGUACAAGCAAGGUUACAGAAGCUUUCAAUGGAAAUGGAGGGGCUGUGAGGAAGAGAAGAGGUAAGAGGAGAAGAAAAGACACCGUUUGGGAUGCCAAAGAAGGGAGCAUCGAGGAGAGCGAUAACGUAUGUUCAACGAGUCUCGCCUCCACUUCUCACUGUAAAGAAGCAUUAACCAGUUGUGAUCAGAGUAUUAGGCAUUCUGCUGUAAGCGAUCAUAGGGGAGGUUUAUCUAGGUUUAGGAACGAUGACUUGAUGAGGAUUUUCAAUUCUAUCACACAGCACGAAGCUGCUAUGGUCUUUAGGCAUCGUCUUGAUAGUCAGAAGAGAGCAAGGUACAAGAAAAUGAUAAGGCGACAUAUGGAUAUCGAGACAGUUAGAUCAAGACUAGCCAACUGGUCCAUCAAAACACCAGGUGAACUCUUCAGAGAUUUCCUUCUACUAGCCAACAAUGCCAUGGUAUUUUACUCGAAGAGAACGAGAGAAUACAAAGCAGCAACGGCCCUAAGAGAUAUUGUCACUAAAGCAUAUCGGGAACAUUACAAAGGAUCUUACCACAAAGCUACAUCGUCCCUCCUUCCAUUUCCAACAAUUGGUAAUCCACCUGGGAAACCACGAAGUGUUCGCCCUCGCCCUUCAAAAGACAAACUUCAAGCCAAGUAUGGCAACUAUGUGAAAGACAUUAUUGCUGGAAAACAGAAUCAUAAACCAGGUGAUGUUGAUUCUAAGGUACCAUUGCAAUCUUUAAUAUCAGCUAAGAAGGGCUUCAAGAAGCCUGGAAAAAUCAAGUGUGGAUCGACUAUUGAGACUGUUAAUCCACAAACUAAAGUACCAGCUAAGGAAUCCACACAACACAAUAUUAAGGUUAAGAAGGACCAUCGAAUUAAGCCUGUAACCAAAGAGAGGAAAAGGGCUCGGCAAAAGUGAUUUGGUUAGUGUCCUAGGUUAAUUUAUAUUUCCUUCUUCUUCUUUUUUUUUGGUAUAGAAGUUUUCUCUGUAUAAUCUUUCUAUUUUCUGUGGCCAUUUUGCCACUAGGCUUCAUCUUGAAAGAGGAGAAAUGCAGGUGUAAUAUAAUACUCUAAUGAAGUUGUGGAUAAUCAGCUGCAAAUUUUGUUUCCCCUUCA
This is a messenger RNA of Lycium ferocissimum, 2374 nucleotides long. RefSeq lists its product as uncharacterized. The record is from RefSeq and is a predicted model, not a curated record. Gene Ontology annotation, molecular function: protein binding. The transcript is spliced from 4 exons. NCBI's taxonomy places the organism in Eukaryota, Viridiplantae, Streptophyta, Magnoliopsida, Solanales, Solanaceae. Bases 684 to 2177 code for a protein of 497 amino acids.